Stereum hirsutum FP-91666 SS1 is the source of this 1499-nucleotide messenger RNA. RefSeq lists its product as uncharacterized. The transcript has 4 exons. The coding region runs from base 1 to 1428 and encodes 475 amino acids. NCBI's taxonomy places the organism in Eukaryota, Fungi, Basidiomycota, Agaricomycetes, Russulales, Stereaceae. The record is from RefSeq and is a predicted model, not a curated record.
AUGUCCUCCUCUCUCAAGAUAAAGAUACCCGCACGGUCUGAUCCAAUGCGUUCUUCGGCGGAGGUGACACCGACUAUCAGCACGACGCGCCGUAAACCCACUAAGCGCGCCGUCGUGGAAUCAGAGGACGAAGACGACUACGGAGACGAUCUUCCCCGCUCUGCAUCUUCUCGACAUGUUUCCCAACCUCCUACGAAACGACCUCGCAGGGCAUCUGUCGCCGACCUCGACGCGGAGGAUAUGGACGUCGAUGUCGAGACGGAGUUCGCCAGCACCGCAGUGGACGAUGCUCGUCUCGACCCCAUCCGGGCCUCAUCAUCCUCACAAAGGAAGGAGAAAGAGAAAGAGAAGAAUAAGGUCGUCGUACCCGCCACACAGUCCAGGAGGGAAUCUAUGCCUCGAAGAAAGGCGAAGCGGCACGUCGUUCUCUCGGACGAUGACGACGGUGCGAAGGAGGAACAGAGCGACGAAGAUUAUAUCGGUGAUGAUGGACCGCCGAGGGAGAGGAGAGUGGCACGGGAAGCGUACGUCGAGCCAGGGGACGACGAUUUCGAGCCUGAGCCUAGGCGGAAUGCCGCUACGAAGACGAAGGUACCGAAGGGAGGUGUUUUGAAGGGCAAAGGACGGGCUGCUGCUGCUGCGAAGGAGAAGGAUAAAGUGGAUAGACCUAUUAAGAUCAAGGAUGAGAGGCGGAUGGGCGCUUCUGGGGCGAAGGCGAAGGACGGUGAACAGAACGGUGCGAGCAGCGAACUCAAGAAACGGACAAGGCCAGACGAUACCACUCCACCCGAAACUACCGUCGACGUCGAUUCUUUGCCGUCUGGUCCAAGCGAAGGAUCUCUGGCUCCUGCUCCUGAACCGCCCACGAAGGAGUCCGCACCGUUGCCGUCGUUCAAAAAGAAACAGAAGUUCCCGACUAUCAAGAAGAAUAAGCCUGCUUUGGGAGGUUCUGUUGGGGAUGCGCCGAGUCAGGCAGCGAAGGGGAGGAGUGAUGUGGGUGCUGACGGGAAAGCGGAUGAUGGCGUAUUGACGAAGAAGCAGCCUAAGGCUCCGGCGAAGGUCGAGGUCGAUCUUAUGAACAAGUCGGUCUAUGAUUCUUUGUUCAAAGGGGUUGGUGGAUCGACACCGCGGUCAGGAGUCAGUCAUAAGGACAAAGAGGACCGACGGAAACAACUCGACAAGAUGCGAGAGGAUGAUCGUGCUCGUCGAGCAGCACUAUCGGGUCCAGCCUUCGACCUACGCGCUCAACACGACAAGAUCCUGAAUUUCGAAGAACAAAUGAUCGCACGAAAGGGCAGGGCGCUGUGGCCCAACGUCCUAGCUGUGGCGUUUCGAGCAGAUUGGGAGAUGGAGAAGCAUCGUCAGAAGCAGAUGGAGGAUCGAGCGAAGGCCGAGCGGGAGCGGGAGAAUGGGGAGGUCGUGGAGUGAUGCUUUCCUGCCAUGUCACCUUUUGGCCAGCGCUCUCAUGUUUCGCUGCCGUCGUUAUACAUAUAUGUCGC